This is a messenger RNA of Arachis ipaensis, 377 nucleotides long. RefSeq names its product DNA-directed RNA polymerases II, IV and V subunit 6A-like. Gene Ontology annotation, biological process: tRNA transcription by RNA polymerase III; transcription by RNA polymerase I; transcription by RNA polymerase II. Gene Ontology annotation, cellular component: RNA polymerase III complex; RNA polymerase I complex; RNA polymerase II, core complex. Gene Ontology annotation, molecular function: DNA binding. The record is from RefSeq and is a predicted model, not a curated record. Lineage: Eukaryota; Viridiplantae; Streptophyta; Magnoliopsida; Fabales; Fabaceae.
AUGGGAUUGAAUGAUUCAAUGAAAUUUAUUGGUGGAUUCUUUGAUUUUGAUGGGCAGGAGGAGGCAGAGGAGGAUGUUGAUAACAAUAAAAAUGAAGACAUAACUGGAGAGCCUCUUGAGAUCGAUGACAAGGAAGAUGAACAACCAGUGGAGUGGCCUCGAAAGAGUUCGAAGUACAUGACCAAGUGCGAGCGUGCCCGGAUUCUGGGUACCCGUGUUCUCCAAAUCAGUAUGAAUGCUCCUGUUAUGGUGGAACUGGAGGGAGAAACUGAUCCACUUGAGAUUGCUAUGGAAGAGCUUCGAGAGUGGAAGAUACCCUUUACCAUCCGUCGCUACUUACCCGAUGGAAGGUAACUACAUAAUGCAUUUCCCAAGUU